CUGUUAUGUGUCAGAUGAAUUUGUAGGUUGUGUUGUGAAUUUUCAAAAUGUUGCUUUCCGAGGAUUUUUGGAUAUUUUAUUAGGAAUAUUACUGAAAUACCUUUGUCAUGAGGGAGACUUAUAUACAUACAACACAUAUUUACAAUAAUAAUGGAUCAGAAUGAAUGUAUGGUAGCCCUAGAACGGUUGAUGGAUGAGUUUUUCAACCCUACAACUAGUAAUGGAAGAAAACAUGAAAUCGAGCAAGAAUUCCAGGCCUUCAAAUCCAGUCCUGAAGCUUGGAUGUUGUGCUCCCAUUUCGUCGUGCACUCCUCUAGUCAUUAUGUUAUUAUGUUCUCUUUAACAGUCCUGGAGUCUGUGAUACAUAAACUUGACAAUUCUCACUUGAGGGUUCGAGAUGAGAUCAGGCAAAUCCUCCAAAAUUACUUAUUCAAUUCUGGAAUACACGCACCUCAUUAUCUCAGGGAAAAAUAUGCGAAGCUACUCGUCGAUAUAGCUAAAGAAGACUGGCCUCAUAGAUACCCUGAAUUUAUUGAUCUCAUUAUGGAGCUUUUGAAUAUAUCCGAGAACAGAGUGCUUAUAGGGCUGAUUCUACUGAGAAUAACAAGUGAAGAAUUCACCAACUCUUCAUUUGUAGAUAAAGACCGAAAGGAAGAAUUGGCAAUUUCUUUGGAAACUCACAUUCCAACCUUUUUCACAGUACUUGCUAGAAUACUUGAAAGUUUAGAUAAUAAACCUCGUCACACUGCCACUGCCACGCCACCGCCUUCUCCAACACAUUCUUGCAUCGGAAUAGAACCCUCUGGGGCCAAUUUUGUAGCACCAUUAGAUCCUUAUGCACCGGAUAACAGAACCUUAAAUCGCGAAGUUCUUAAAACCCUCCAACAUCUUUUUACGUGGGUGCCUAUUUAUACUAUAAAUUCGGAAAUUAUGAAGUGCGUUUUCAAUGUUAUGAACAUUUCCAGCUAUUCACAGGAGGAUAUGGACCUGUGUAUGUUAGCUCUUUCUACUAUCAACGAAAUUUUGUACAGGAAAUGUUGCCCCCGUGGUACCGAGCCUGUCUUCGUUCAGUUGUACCACCAUACUAUCGAUCUUUUGAAAGACUUGUCAACUUCGUCGAUUUAUCAGCUUGAAAGUAUUGAUUCUACAUUUGUUCAAAAAUUAUCGGAAUUGAUCGUUCUCCUCAUCCAGCAGCAUUUUUGGAAACUUGAGAUGUAUUCGAACAUUUCAACUAUCGAUUUCCUAUCUCUUUUUUAUCAAUUAACAGUCCAGCUGCCCUCGGCUCAAUGUUACUACCAAUGCCUUAGUACUUGGGCGGCGUUUGUGAAGCAGAUCAAACAACAAAACAGCCAUAAGUAUUUCGAAGUUUUGCAAGGCCUUCUCACCAUGAUGCUCAAAAAAUUCCAGUAUACAUCGAAUUUCGAACAGCUGAAGGGAGUUAACAACUGCGACGUAAACGAAGAUAAUGAAACAGAGUGGGGGCUGUUUGUCAAAGCCUCAAACGAGAUCAUAGCAUUGAUAGCCGAUUUUGCCCCCGUUGAUACAUUCAAUCAGGUGCUUAUCCCUUGGAACGCCCACCAUGAAAGCUAUUUAACAGUGAUGAAGGAACUGUCUAAACAUUCAAACCUCUCCAGCAUGUGCAACAGUGUGGAAGAACGAGAUAGGUUAUGUUGCAUUGUUACAGACUUCUCCACGUUGACCCAGACUCUGGCCCGAUUAUCUUCCUUAUUUACCGAUGAGAAAAGGGAUGAAGUUCCGAAUUCUAUGGUGGAGUUCAUCGAUGGCCUCUUCCAGAAAUUAUUAGAGUGUGCCAGUAUGGCAAAUGCUGCCCAGCUGUUAGGCAUCACUUUGGACCAGAAAGUGACCGACUGCUUGGUUAUGGUACACAGCGAGCUGUUGGCUUCCAUAAGAACUUGGUUGUUUUGGAUGUUGCAGAAGGAGAGACUCAACAAACAACAUUUGGAAGUUCUCGUCGAAAUUACGAUAAUGAUGUUGGUGAAACCUGAAAGUACACCAAAUAGUAUUGGCUACUCUGCCGCUUGUCUGCUUCAUUCUAUGAGUGAUUUAGUGCCUCCUCAACAGAUUCUCGAAUUUAAGCCUUUACUAGACUUCAUUAACAGGGCGAGUUCCGUCAGGCACCCUUCUCCAAAUAUUAGACAGUUGAUUGAUGAAUCAGCCUGUAAUUUAUUGUUGAGCGACUGCAAUAAGUUGAAAGCAGGAGGAGAAUACAUGAGGGAGUUCCGGACAUACCGUAUGUUCACAUAUAUGGACAAUUUGACCAAGGAGUUCAAUCUGUUAACCCCAACAACGGAGGAAGAAAAAAUAAGGAGGGUCUCGUCCAAUACUCUGGGAUCGCUGACUCACAUCGUGGAUUUCUGCAGGAAAUUUUCCACGCAGAGCAAAAAAACGCUGUACCAGUGCUUGCAAGACACGAUCAAGCAAUCGUUGAGACUCUUUCCCAUGUAUGUGACUUACACGGAAGUGAGUCAGGACAUCUUGACUUUGUUCGUGAAGGUUCUCGGUGUGCUGCAGGCACAGAUAGGAUUGGAGGGUACAAAGGAGGCUCUGGAUAUAAUCCUCAAGGUGGCCCUGCAGAAUGUCGACAUGGCGUGUAUAGAGAAGUUGCUGGAAAUAAUGAAGCUCGUUGUGGAAGUCCCGGGUUCGGCUUAUAGGACGCUUUUGCCCUCGAUUGUGGAGUUGUGUUUGCAGAAUCUCUACCAGAUGGUGCUCAACAAGAGCAAGGAAAAUCCAGAAGUAUACUUGGCUCUACUUAAACUACUCUAUAGCUUAUUAGCGCAUCGUUGGCAGUAUUUCCAUCAAUCUCAAGUCCGCGCAGGUUUUUCACCCUGCGUAGAAGGGGGAGUGGCAGGGGGACCACAGAAGCCGCAUGAGCUCAUCACCAUAUUGGAGAUAUUCGGACAGGCUUUGCUUCAGGAAGAUAUAAAUAUCUCGAAAUUCAGUAUUGGAGCUUUGGAAGAUCUCGACCAGAAAUGGAACCUUUACAUGAAGGAUAUCUUCAGGGAACAUCUGUUGGUUAAGUUCUUGAACGUGCUGGUGGGGGCUCUGUUGAACAAGGCAUAUUCUUUGCUUAGCGAAGAUGUUCAAAUCGCUAUAUUUCAUAUGGCAGAUUGUAACCACCAAAUAUUCUUCGAUACAUUCCUGCCGGAAUUUGUUUGUUCUUUGGAGGGACUUACUGCCCCUCAACGUCAAGAAUUGGUGAAAAAUUUCCAGCGUGAGAAGGAUAUGCCGUCCUUCAUCAACCAGUUGAAAAUGUUCGUGAGAAGGGCACAAACGUUGACAAUGUGCAAUUCCUAACUAGCGUUGUAAAAUGACUGAAGCAGUUAGAAAUAAGUUUUCGUAUUGUACUCUAAACGAAUUUGUAAAUUGGUAUAUUUAUAAAUGGUUUAUAAAAAAGUUUGAAUUCA
Molecule: messenger RNA, 3425 nt
Organism: Coccinella septempunctata (seven-spotted ladybird)
Lineage: Eukaryota; Metazoa; Arthropoda; Insecta; Coleoptera; Coccinellidae
Gene: ebo
Product: exportin-6
Exons: 13
Coding region: 151-3315 (1054 amino acids)
Biological process (GO): protein export from nucleus
Molecular function (GO): nuclear export signal receptor activity
Source: RefSeq, a predicted model, not a curated record